Messenger RNA from Hippoglossus stenolepis (Pacific halibut), 1350 nucleotides. RefSeq names its product integumentary mucin C.1-like. Lineage: Eukaryota; Metazoa; Chordata; Actinopteri; Pleuronectiformes; Pleuronectidae. The record is from RefSeq and is a predicted model, not a curated record. Bases 1 to 1350 code for a protein of 449 amino acids. The transcript is spliced from 10 exons.
AUGAAGCUGCUUCUUUCUCUGACUCUCAUCUGGGCGCUCUCCAGCACAGGUGAAGCACUUGAGUGUGAAACUUGCACAAAUGCUAACUGUUCAACCACAGCAGCAGUUACAUGUCCCACAGGCACGAUGUGUAUCACAGCUUCCAUUCAAGCCGUUUCAUCUGGGACUACUGGACAGCAAAUCUACAAGGCCUGUGCACCCCCCUCCCUGUGUCCAUCCACAGGCUCUCAGACAUUUUCAGUAAACUUGGGUGUUUCGAGUUCACUUGCAAGUGCUACAUGCUGCAGCACAGACAACUGCAACUCCGUCACUCUGCCUUUCCCUGCGGUUCCAGCAGAUAACAGUCUACAGUGUCACGUUUGUGACCCCAUCACCUCUGAUUGCAGCCGUUCAAUACAAUGUAAGGGAACAGAGGAUCGCUGCUUUCAAGCCAGUGUGACAAAUGGGGCCGUCACCUCUCCAGCCUUUGGCUGUGCAUCUUUAAAUCUGUGUGCAGCUGCUACUUUCCUGGGGCCACUGCCUUUCAUGCAAGAUGUUGGUAGCAUUACCAGUGUACCAGCCUGUUGUGGGACUAGUUUGUGUAACACUCUCACAACAACAACAACAACAACAACAACAACCACGACCCCAACAACAACCACGACCCCAACAACAACAACCACGACCCCAACAACAACACGCUACCCCAACAUCAACAACUACUGCACCAACAACUACUGCUCCAACAACAACAACUACUGCAACGUUCCAGCAGAUAACAGUCUACAGUGUCCGCGUUUGUUGCGCAUCACCUCCACAGUUGCGGCCUUCCAAAACAAUGUAGGGAGCAGAGGGAUCGCUGCUUUUCAAGCCGGUGACAACAACCACUACCAACUACGACCAAUACCAGAACCCCAGCUACAGCAACCAGCAUUAGCGACAAUAACUACUAGCGACAACAGCCCCAUCGACCAGCUACCGCUGCCCCAGCGACAGCUGCCACUGCCCAGCAGCCACUGCCCCAACUGGCAAGCCACUGCCCAGCUUAACAGCUACUGCCCCAACUACAACAACCCGCGAUCCCAACUACGUCUGCGACCCCAGCGACAGCAACCACUACCCCAGCUUCUACCAACUACCUGCCCCAGCACUACAAGCAGCCACAGCUACAACAGCCACGACCCCAGCGACAGCAGCCGCUGCCCCAACUGUAGCCAGGCUGAGCAAGCCUGCCCCAGCUACGUUAGCCAUGAAUACAGCGACCACAGCAACAGCCCAGUCGACAGCUGCCGCGCCCAGCUACGGCAACCGACUGGCGACCAGCAGCCGCUGCUGACUCGACCAGCCACCAGGCCCCAGCUACAGCAAUAG